Molecule: messenger RNA, 3556 nt
Organism: Eupeodes corollae
Lineage: Eukaryota; Metazoa; Arthropoda; Insecta; Diptera; Syrphidae
Gene: NetA
Product: netrin-B
Exons: 7
Coding region: 914-2953 (679 amino acids)
Molecular function (GO): protein binding
Source: RefSeq, a predicted model, not a curated record
AGCAGCAGAAGCAGCAGCAUCCAUCCAUUAGCUGAUGUAGCUGCUCAUGGACCAUCAACGUAUCUGUGUCUGCUUUCGAUUUUUAGCGCAACACGAUUCGGCUAAAAAACGUAUCUACGGAUUCUACUCUACGACUACGCUACGUGCAAUUACGGAACAGACGACGACGACGACUUCGAACGGUGAAUGAAUGCGAACGAGUCUUAACAGCAUCAGCAGAGCACCAGCAGAGCACUAGCAUCAGUUGACUGUGAACAGCCGGCUAGCUCUGUCGUGGUAUCGUGAGUACCGUGUUUUUGAUUCAAACAAAAUAUAUUCUUCUGUCGGAUUAUUUAUCUCGUAGUCGUAGUUGCGUAUACGUAAUUAUUCGUCUUCUAAUCGAGAAGACCUUUCGGCAGGUAGGACGCCUAACGAGUACCAAUAUUUUUGUUGUUGCUUUUUUAAAUCGGUAGCGGAUAGUUUGUCAGACUCGUUGACGCCUCGACCGGCCUGGCCCGUCACUCAUCAUUUAUUUUUAAUCCUCGGGCGUGAUGAUCAGAAAAACGGAUUCCCAUCAGGUAACAGAUUCCUUCCUCAGCACGUUACGUUGUCGAUCUUUGUGCGAGGAAGCAUAAUACCUAGUUACAAAAAUUGUGCAUCCAAGUGUGUGGAACGGUUUUAAAUUAUAAAUAUUAGUCAAGUGGAAAUUAUGAAUUAAACGCCCAUCAACGAUUUAAAGUAGAAUACCUACCGUUCAAUUAAUUGUUAACCAGUGAUAUCGUUGGUCGAUCAAGAUUAUAACUAGCGAAGUGGGUUCGGGUGGUGUAAAGUUUCUGAUAUUUGAACCAAACUAAAGGAAUCUCCUUGCAUAUCGAAUUUGAAUCUGUAUUUGAAAAAAAUAUUUAACAAGUCCUUGCCCUGUUUUUAAUCUAUCAUGAAAGUGAUUUUCUGUGCGUGUCUGCUGAUCGUCCAGUUGGCGAUCAGAGGCGGGGCCAUACCCUCCGACGCGUAUCUUAAAAUGUUUGCUUCCCAAUCGUCUGUGGACCCGUGUUACGACGAGGACAAAGCCAGCAAGUGUAUCCCGGACUUUGUUAAUGCCGCUUAUGGCAAUCCCGUCGUCGCUUCGAGCACCUGUGGCCAAAACGGUGCCGUUCGCUAUUGUGACGUUGCGCAGGGCAACGAAGAAACCCAAUGUCAUGUGUGUGACGAUUCGAACUCUAAGCGACGUUUUCCCGCCUCAGCAAUGACCGACCUUAAUAAUCCCAGCAAUGUCACCUGCUGGCGGUCGGAGCCCGUUAUGCCAGCAACAAGCAUAGUUUCACCGCCGGAUAAUGUGACACUCACUUUGUCCUUGAAUAAAAAGUACGAACUGACCUAUGUAAGCUUACAAUUCUGUCCGAAAGCUCCAAAGCCUGACUCGAUCGCGAUCUACAAGAGUUCCGACUACGGCAAGACCUGGCAACCCUUCCAGUUUUAUAGUUCACAGUGCCGCCGAGUCUAUGGGCGGCCAAAUCGAGCAACCAUAAGCAAGUCAAAUGAACAGGAAGCCAGGUGCACUGACGCCCACCGCCACAUGGGCGAGGGCAUGUCCACUCAAGGCACUCGGAUAGCCUUUAGCACCUUGGAAGGACGUCCCUCGGCCAGAGACUUUGACUCCUCGACCGUUCUGCAGGAUUGGGUUACUGCCACCGAUAUUCGAGUGAUCUUUCAUCGUCUGCAGAUGCCUGCGGAACACUUCCAGCAGACAGGACAGACUAAUCAGGACAGCAACGGGAUGACAGCGCCUGCAUCGAGAACCAAAUACACCGACGACUCUCUGGGUUCUAAUGCCAUCGAUCCGCCCGUGAUUACCGUGUCAACUUCGAUGGCCAUCACAUCGAUGGUCGGACAGCAUUAUGCCGUGUCGGACUUCUCGGUCGGCGGACGAUGCAAAUGCAACGGACACGCUUCCAAAUGCAUUACAGAUCGUGACGGAUUACUGACUUGCGAUUGCAGGCACAACACAGCCGGCAGGGAUUGCGAGCGCUGCAAGCCGUUCCAUUUUGAUAGGCCUUGGGGCAGAGCAACUUCUCGAGAUGCCAAUGAAUGUAAAGUGUGCAACUGUUAUGGACACGCCCGACAAUGUCGAUUCAAUAUGGAACUAUUCAAGCUAUCUGGACGAGUUUCCGGUGGAGUAUGUCUAAAUUGUCGCCACUCAACUACAGGCCGGCAUUGUCAUUAUUGCAAAGAAGGUUACUACCGUGAUCCAACUAAACCUCUUAACCACCGUAAAGUUUGCAAACCAUGUGAUUGUCAUCCAAUUGGGUCGUCAGGCAAAACAUGCAAUCACACCUCUGGUCAGUGUCCGUGCAAGGAUGGUGUAACAGGCUUAACAUGCAAUCGUUGCGCACGUGGCUAUCAACAAAGCAGAUCUCACAUAGCACCUUGUAUAAAAAUCCCAAAGGUAGUCAGCAUGAUGGACACGCAAAAUACGGCGCCAGAUCCAAGCCAAGGUGAUCCUAGUGCUCCUUAUCGCACUGAAGGAGGGAGGGAAUGCGAAAAAUGCAAAAUAAACACAAAAAGGCUAAAUCUCAACAAGUAUUGCAAAAGAGACUACGCAAUAAUGGUAAAGGUAAUUGGUCGAGAAACGAGCACAGAAGUGAGCAGCAGCGAACAAUACACGAAGGAAAGCCAAGAAGAAAUGGUCAAGUUCGAUAUAAGCAUCCAAGCGGUAUUCAAAAGGUCCCCGCAAGUAGCAGGCACUUCGAGUACGAUGAUGAAACGAGGACCUAUGACAUGGAUGAUACCAUAUAAAGAUCUGGAAUGUCGAUGUCCAAAAAUCAAAAUUAAUAGAUCUUACCUUGUAUUAGGUAAGGACUCCGAAGCUCCACCUGGUUAUCUAGGUAUUGGGCCACGAUCAAUUGUUAUAGAAUGGAAGGACGAGUGGUACAGACGUAUGAAACGCUUCCAAAGGCGGGCGCGAACUUGCGAAUGAAACAAUAACAAAAACAAAAAUUAUAUAGAAAGUCUAAAUUAAAAUAAAACAAAACAAAAACAAAAAACUGUAUACACUAAAUCCGUAUAUAUAUAUAUUAUAUUAUUUGUAUAUUUAGAUUUAAUUUUAAACUUACAGAAAUAUAUCCACAACGCGCAUUUAUUUAUUUUUAAUACUAUACUUAUUUUUUUGUUUUUUUAUUUUUUUUUAUAAUUCAAUCUAGUUCUUAAUGUAAAUUUAAAAUUCUUUAUUUAUCAAAGAAACAAAAAUAUCUUAAAAUAAUAUUUUAGUAAUAUUAUGGAAAAUAUUUUAAUUAUUACUACAAUAAUUAGCAAUAAGCAAUAUUAUAAACAAAGAACUAUUUAAUUUAAAAGAAAAUAAUUGUGUUAAAUAUACUUAACCUUAACAAUACAAAAAAAAGAUUAUUAUUGCCAUAUUUAAUUUGGAUAAGAAUUUUAGUCGCUAGAAAUAGAUGAAACCGAAAUAAAUAAAAAUGAAACAAAAAUAGCAACAAUAACAAUAAAAAGAAAAACAACAGAAAACCAAAAAUUCAAUCAAUUGUUUUUGUUUUAUUAAAAAAAUAAAAAAUGUAUUGAACUCGAG